UUCCAGCACCCAUCGCACGCCGACUUCCCGCGUUUCCCUCUAUUUAUAUGAUGCACCGCCCUCGGAAGCUUCUCUCACCCCUCGCCUCUCCUUCCUCUCUACCUCUCUUAGAUCGCUUGCUGUUGUCCACGUGCAGACGCCAUGGAGGGAGGGAUGGCCGCGCACCGCCAGCUGCCGACGCCGGCCCCGACCCUUGGCCGGCCGUCGCCGUCCUUCCGGCUGCGCACCGAGAGCCUCAACACCUUGCGCCUCCGCCGCGUCUUCGACCUGUUCGACCGCAACGGCGACGGGGAGAUCACCGUGGAGGAGAUUGCGCUCGCCCUCGACCGCCUCGGCCUCGCCGCCGACCCCGCGGAGCUCAGUUCCACCGUCGCCGCCUACAUCCCUCCCGGCCGCGCCGGCCUCGCCUUCGACGACUUCGAGGCGCUCCACCGCGCCCUCGGCGACGCCCUCUUCGGCGCUCCCGACGCAACAGGCGAGGAGGAGGAAGCGGCCGAGGAGGAGGACAUGAGGGAGGCCUUCCAGGUGUUCGACGAGGACGGCGACGGCUUCAUCUCGGCGGCGGAGCUGCAGGCGGUGCUCUCCAAGCUGGGGCUGCUGGAGGGCCAGAGCAUCGCGCGUGUCCGAGAGAUGAUCUGCUCCGUCGACCAGAACUCCGACGGCCAGGUCGACUUCGGCGAGUUCAAGCACAUGAUGCAGGGCAUCACCGUCUGGAGAGCCUGAUCAACGGCCCAUGAUGCACUUCCUUUUUCUGGUUGCUUUCCCUUUCCCUUUCAAUUUUUUUCUCUUCGCCCCUCACCGCUUUUAAAUGCUGCUGAUGUUGCUCGCAUCACAUCAAGGACGCGUGGAGGUCUAAUAGCCGUAGAUUUCUAGAGCCAAGUUUGAACGCACCUUUUUCUUAUCCUCUCAUAAUUUGUCUUUGAAUGGUGUGUCGGGCGACCGAUUGAUUUGA
Musa acuminata AAA Group (dessert banana) is the source of this 952-nucleotide messenger RNA. RefSeq names its product probable calcium-binding protein CML27. Gene Ontology annotation, molecular function: calcium ion binding. NCBI's taxonomy places the organism in Eukaryota, Viridiplantae, Streptophyta, Magnoliopsida, Zingiberales, Musaceae. The record is from RefSeq and is a predicted model, not a curated record. Bases 142 to 723 code for a protein of 193 amino acids. The transcript has a single exon.